Molecule: messenger RNA, 2207 nt
Organism: Chiloscyllium plagiosum (whitespotted bambooshark)
Lineage: Eukaryota; Metazoa; Chordata; Chondrichthyes; Orectolobiformes; Hemiscylliidae
Source: RefSeq, a predicted model, not a curated record
GCGGACACGCUGUAUUUUAUCCCCCCGCCCGCCCCGCCACUUACAAAUCGCUGCUUUGCUGAAAACGAGUGCUCGGGAAUCUCACAGUGGACGCUCGGGGAGGUAUCAAGGAUAAAAGGCUGGGAUGAUUAGGUUCUGUUGGAGGGCUUUCAUCUCCCCUCCCCAGCACCCAGGACCCAUGUCCUGGAUGAAUUUAAAGCUGGAAUAUUUGGGAUUAGAUUUUUUUUGGGGACAAUCUCAGCUCUUGCCCUGGCACCGCAGUAUUGUGUCAAAUGCAUCGGAAUGCAGUUUUCCAUUUGCAUAAGUGCUGGAUAAUGAACCUGUUUUACUGUCCACCCCUUUUGGUUGGGGUGGGGUGAAGUUUAUUUGAAAGAUCGGUCCCCAUGGUCGGAGCUGAAUGUUUAAAAAAGUCCGUAUGCGUUUGUUUCUGUUUUGACCUUGUUUCAUUCCCCGUGUUUCCCACAGCACUUACUUUCAUCGCACUGAAGGGUCUGUGAAUCCAGGGGGACUGGGUGGUACAGCAGAUUAACCUUUCUCAUGAGUUCACAUCCGAGCCAACCUCGAGUAAGGUCUCGUUUCUGGGCAGCAGGCUAGGAGAGGGAAGCUGGAGGAGAAUAGGGGAGAUCUGGUUAAUAUGGAGCCAGCUCUGGACCGAAGUUCAUGAGUUCACCCAGCCUCAGCGACCUGGCCAAGAGCGAGCAAGCAGCUUUAGACGAGCGGGGGACCCAGCAGCGACGCGCCGGCUCCAACGCCACCUGGAACAGCAUACAGAAUGCUGUAAUCGCUGUCUUCCAGCGGAAGGGUUUACCUGAUAAUGAGCUCUAUAGUCUUAAUGAAGGAGUCAGACAGUUGUUGAAAACAGAACUUGGAUCAUUUUUCACUGAGUACCUUCAGAAUCAGCUGCUUACGAAAGGCAUGGUGAUUUUGAGGGACAAAAUUCGGUUUUACGAAGGACAGAAAUUGCUUGAUACAGUGGCUGAAAUUUGGGACUUUUUCUUUUGUGACAUCCUUCCUAUGCUCCAGGCAAUAUUUUUUCCUGUCCAGGGAAAGGAACCCACCGUUCGACAGAUAGCCCUGCUGCAUUUCAGGAAUGUUAUCACGCUGAACGUAAAGCUAGAAGAUGCUCUGUCCCGGCCACGUGCAAGGGUCCCUCCUUCACUCAUUCAGAUGCUGCUUAUAUUGCAGGGAGUUCACGAAUCUAAGGGUGUGACAGGGGAUUACCUCCGGCUCGAGUUGCUGAUACAGAAGGUGGUUUCUCCAUACCUGGGAACGUACGGAGUGCACACGGUGGAUGAACAAGCUACACACUCCGCGUGCCUUCUGGCAGAGAAACGAUUGCUUCCCCGCUGUUCCAAGUCAAAUGAAAUUCUGACCAAGAACCCAGUGGUGCGCUCCAAGAGCUACAACAAUCCGAUGUUAACCCCAGUCGCAGAAUACGAAAGCGAAGGAAGUCUGGUCAAUGGCACAAGUAUCAGAAGGCACUCCGUAUCAGAAAUGACAACUUGCAUUGAGUCUGAUGGCUAUUUAAAUCUCAGUCCCUGCGUCACAACCCCCAUUGUAGACCCAAUGUCAGUCAACACUGCCGCCGCAGCACAGAAUCACUUGCCUGGAGAGCAAGAGCGAGCGAGCAUACGAACCAUUAAUGAACUUCUCCAGUGCAAAACGAUGAGUGAGCCCAUCAUCAGCCAGCAACAGGAUUGUUUCCUCGUUCAGGCCCCGAGAGGUGACCAAGACGAUGCCUUUAAGUUAUCGAGUAGCCCUUCCAUGACACCUGCGGCAUCGUCCAGUCCUGAAAGCACAGGAGACAAUACUUUGGAAUCAGUGGGUACAGACUCUGAGGGGAUUUUUCUCGACUUCGGUCACAGAUGUUCCGAGACGCCAACAUACAACAGAGAGUUGAGCAGACAAAGUGUGGUGUGACAUUAAGAACAGCAAAACCAGUAAUGCAGUGACGCAAUAAAGGAAAGCCCCCACAACCACAGCCAAGCUGUCACUGUUGCAGUGCCAGUUAUUAGAUGUUGAAGUGUUUUUAAAUUUGUCAAACUGAAGGAGAAGAUUUCUGAUACACAAGUUGAAUUCAAAGUAUGGACCAUUGUUAAAACCAGCAACACCUAAUGUCUACAGCAAAUUUGUAAUACAGUAGCGCCUCGACUUGCGAACUUAAUCCAUUCCGGGACCCGGUUCGCGAACUGAAUCAAUUUUUCCCA